UGUCCUUUUAACUCACCACCCAUCAGUCUCUCACUCUCACUCACUCGGUUUUCUCAUUAUUACCCUUCUAUUGCAUCUGCAUCUCUCUCUCUCUAGAGUUGGUACAGUUUUACUAUAAACACAAGUUAUAGGGUAUAGGGGCUAGGAGAAAAAUGGCAGGUUCAGGAUCCUUUUUAAGUCAAGUAAGCGGAAGAGAAGCAUGGAAAUCAACAUCCAAGAGGUGGGGUGGUAAUAAUAGUUACAUUGGUGGUAGGUGUGAGGGAAGUUUGAAGCAAAUGGAAGGGCUUAACAUGUAUGGAAGUGAGAAUGGUGGGUUGGGAAUGAGGAAGAGAGUGAUGGUGGUGGUGGAUAAUACCUCACAUUCCAAGCAUGCAAUGAUGUGGGCACUCACACAUGUAGCUAACAAGGGUGAUUUGUUUACUCUCCUUCACAUCAUCCCUGGCUCCUCUGAGAGGGCAUCUGACUCCUCAUCUUCAACUUGUUCUCCUGACCUGGCCAACUCUCUUGGAUCUCUUUGCAAGGCUUGUAAACCAGAGGUGGAAGUAGAAGCACUGGUUAUCCAAGGGCCAAAACUGGCAACAGUGAUGAGCCAAGUGAAGAAGCUGGAAGUGUCUGUGCUAGUGCUUGGACAGAAGAGGCCAUCUACACUUUUCAGCUGCUUGUGUGGGUCAGACAGCUCGGAGGAGUUUGUGGAGCGGUGCAUUAACAAUGCUGAUUGUUGGACCAUUGGAGUGAGAAAGCAGAGCAGAGGCAUGGGUGGGUACUUAAUCAGCACUAAAUGGCAGAGGAAUUUCUGGCUCUUGGCUUAGUCCUUGUUAUUAAUUAUGUAAUGAGCUAAUUAUAUACGGGAAGAAGAUAGUUUCUAAUAUUAGCUUUUCUAAGCUUAACUUGUUUAGGGGUGCGGGGGAGAAAUUAAAAUGGUUCUAGAUCCUGUAACUACUAAUCUCUCUAGUCUCUUAUUAAUUGACAAUGAUAAUCCUCCUCUCUCGCUCUCUCAA
Messenger RNA from Quercus robur (English oak), 998 nucleotides. RefSeq lists its product as uncharacterized. The coding region runs from base 153 to 809 and encodes 218 amino acids. Lineage: Eukaryota; Viridiplantae; Streptophyta; Magnoliopsida; Fagales; Fagaceae. The transcript is spliced from 3 exons. The record is from RefSeq and is a predicted model, not a curated record.